This is a messenger RNA of Nanorana parkeri, 6246 nucleotides long. RefSeq names its product bromodomain and WD repeat domain containing 1 (gene BRWD1). Gene Ontology annotation, cellular component: nucleus. The record is from RefSeq and is a predicted model, not a curated record. The transcript is spliced from 43 exons. Gene Ontology annotation, biological process: cytoskeleton organization; regulation of cell shape; regulation of transcription by RNA polymerase II. Gene Ontology annotation, molecular function: protein binding. Lineage: Eukaryota; Metazoa; Chordata; Amphibia; Anura; Dicroglossidae.
UUGCUCGAUUUCUUUCAAAUGGACCCUGUAGUAAGUCUUCAGAGAUGCUGGUACAGGAGCUAAAUGAAAACAAGCUACUUCCAAACAGAUUGGAUUGGCAGGGCAAUGAACACAGUAGGACAUAUGAUGAAAUGGUGUCGGCUAAUAAGUGUGUAGCUCCUGACCAUUUGCUGAAAUUAUGCCAGAGUUUAACGUCAUUUCUUGAUAACCACUCUCCAGCCAAACUGUCCAGAGCAAGCUCUCUGCUGGGCCUUGUCAAACAGUCGUUACGUGCAGAAAAAGGUCCUAGAAAUGCUCAGUGGAGCCAGAAAUCCUUUGCCACGCUUCAACGUGGGAGACCGCCAGAAGUGCCUGUUGCCAAGAGGAAACCACCCUUUGUUGUGGAUGUCCAUCAAGGGAAACAUCUUACCGGAGCCAUGCAGUUUACUUCUGCAUUUCCUGUAUCCAUGUACCAGCAGAUCAAAAUGCAGAAGAGGAUUCUGGGUCACCUCUCUUCUGUCUACUGUGUUGCAUUUGACCGGUCUGGUCAAAGACUUUUCACUGGCUCAGAUGACUGCUUGGUGAAGAUCUGGUCUGCAGUUGAUGGCCGGCUGCUAGCUACACUAAGAGGUCACUCAGCUGAGAUCUCUGAACUUACUGUGAACUGUGAAAACACUCUGAUUGCUGCUGCGAGCUGUGAAAAGAUUAUCAGAGUUUGGUCACUAAGAACGUGCGCUCCUGUGGCUGUUCUGCAAGGUCACUCUGUGUCUGUAACCUCUUUGCUUUUCAGCCCGGUGGUUAAAGGUACCCUGCGGUACUUGGUGUCUACGGGGGGAGAUGCAACCGUCUGCCUGUGGCAAUGGGACGUGGACACCUUGCAGUUCAAGUGAAAAGUGUGACAGCUGGCCGAGCGCAGCGGGAGGAGAGCGCAAAUACUUUGUUGUUCCUGCAGUGUUGGUGGAAUGUUUAUGGCUGUUGGUGGCAGUGACCACGCUAUCAGAAUGUAUUAUUUUGGCAACGAAACACCAGAGAAAGUGUCUGAGUUGGAGGGCCACACAGACAUAAUUGACAGUAUCCUCUUCUCAUAUGAGAGUGAAAGGUUUGUCAGUGGAAGCAAAGAUGGUACGGCUCAGAUUUGGGGUUUGAGACAGCAGGAAUGGCACAGUAUAACGCUUGAUAUGAGCGCAAAUGUGGAUAACGGGUACCCGUGCAAUGAUAUUCCCCAAUUUUCUAAGCCCAAAGUCCUCAUGAUUGCGUGGGAUCUCACGGACAGCUUUGUAGUGACUGCGUGCAGUACCCACCUGCUAAAGGUCUGGGAUUCUCAUACUGGCAGCUUGCUGCAUGUUCUGAUGGGUCAUGAAAAUGACAUUUUUGUCUUGGAGCCUCACCCAUUUGAUUGCAGGGUGAUGUUAUCUGCAGGGUACGAUGGAAACCUCUUCAUAUGGGACAUCAUUAAUGGUCAACAGAGGAAGGAAUAUUGUGGAAGAAUUGAAGGGCAAGGCCACGGUGCCAUUUUGGACUGCAAACUGUCCUCUGAUGGGAUGCACAUAGCGGCUACAGAUUCUCAUGGGCAUCUACUAAUUUUUGGCUUUGGCAGCAGUAAAACCUAUGAUAAGAUUCCAGAUCAAAUGUUCUUCCACACAGACUUCAGACCCCUUUGUCGCGAUGCAAAUAAUUAUGUCCUCGAUGAACAAACACAACAAGCUCCUCACCUUAUGCCACCACCAUUUCUGGUAGAUGUUGACGGAAACCCACAUCCAACUAAGUAUCAACGCCUGGUCCCCGGGAGGGAGAAAUGUGCGGAUGAGCACCUGAUUCCUCAACUGGGAUACAUGGAAACUAGUGAUGGUGAAGUUGUGGAACAAGUUAUCAGCCAGCAGACAAAUUAUGAUCCGCAGAACCAAGAGCCCAGCAUCCUGGAUGGGAUGAUCAGACAGCUACAACUCCAGCAGGAUCAGAGACGGGGGCGAGAACAGGAGCCUGGCUCUAGCAGACAUCCUUCCCAGGCAGAUGCAGGAAGAGGAGGCCAUUUUCAUGGAUUUGUAAAAUUAUUGUUUUUGUAUGCAGACCUCGUAUCUCCUCCGAAUAUUGGUCUGAGACGCAGUGGGCAGGUGGAGGGCGUCCGUCAGAUGCAUCAUAAUUCACCCCGUAGUCAAAUAGCCACUGAAAGAGAUCUGUUGGCCUGGAAGAGGAGAGUGGUUGUGCCAGACCUACCCAGUAAUAUGUUCAGAAUGGAUGAAGAUUACAGAGUUGCUAGAGGUGAGCAGGAAAAACUUGUUUUUGCGAAGCAGAAAAGGAGGUUCCGAGAGUCUUCUCAGGAGAGUUCCUACUGUGCCCGUAAUCUAAGGAUUCGAAAGAAGAUAGUGUCUCGCAAAAGACCACUGCGUCGUGAGGUAGAAGAAUUCAUAGAAUUCUCUUGUGAGGAGAAAGAAGAGACCCUGUCUUCUGCGAAUGAGACAGAAAAUCAAGCUGCAAAUUCAACGGAUACUCCCAGUGAUGAUGAGGACUGGGGAAAUACAAGUGGCUCCUCCAGUAAGUACUCUGAUUGGACAGCAAAUGCUGGAAUUCACCUGCACCCUCCUAGCAGAGUUUCUAUGAGGCAAAGAGCUAGACAAUGUGUGAUCAGUUCUGAGGAUGAGAGCUCUGCAGAAGAGAAAUCUACAGAGGAGAAGGCUUCCCCCCCGAGAAAGAGAUCAUCUGAACCUGGGAGUCAGAAUGGGCCUGCAGCAGACUCUCAGAGGGUUCCUGUAAACGGAGAGGCAUCGAAUUGGCACCCUCCCGUCUGGAUCACAGAUACAUAUCCUCGAAGAUCCCCUUUUGUCCCACAGAUGGGAGAUGAGGUGAUUUACUUCCGACAAGGUCACGAAGCGUAUAUUAAUGCAGUUGGAAGAAGUAAUCUCAGUAUCUUAAGCUCCUUGAAAGAGCCAUGGAAAAAAUGUGUACUUAGGGACCAGGAAUUGGUGAAAAUUGUUGGGAUCCGAUAUGAAAUUGGACCUCCCACUUUGUGCUGUCUUAAACUUGCCUUGAUAGACCACGUUAGUGGAAAACUCAUGGAACAAUCCUUCUCUCUCAAAUAUCAUGACAUGCCAGAUGUGAUAGACUUCCUUGUACUGCGACAGUUCUAUGAUCAUGCUCGGCGUACAAACUGGCAGGCUGGUGACCGGUUCCGUUCUAUAAUUGACAAUGCCUGGUGGUUUGGAACAGUGUUGAGUCAAGAACCGCACCAGCCUGAAUAUCCAGACAGCCUUUUCCAGUGCUAUUCUGUGAAGUGGGAUAAUGCAGAAAUUGAGAGGCUGAGCCCUUGGGAUAUGGACAUCAUUCCUGAAGAUAUGGUUCCUCCUGAAGAGCCAGGGGCCAGUGUUUCUAUAACAAUUGAAGAGAUGGAUGCUUUGCUCUAUCAUGCUCAGGAGGGAGAAUGGGGAGACAGUGAGCAGCACACACAAUGUGAAAGAAUUAUUUGUGCCAUCGAUCAACUUUUUAGUAUGGAUAUUGCUGCACAUUUUGCUGCUCCUGUGGAUUUAAGUGUCUAUCCGCAAUAUUGCAUGGUGGUGGCGUAUCCUACAGAUCUCGGCACCAUACGGAUGAGGCUUGUCAACCGUUUUUACCGGAGGUUAUCUGCACUAAUCUGGGAAGUGAGAUACAUUGAACACAAUACCAGAACCUUCAACGAGCCUGAGAGCAACAUUGCAGCAGUGGCCAAGAAAAUCACAGACCUGCUGCUAAAAUUCAUCAUGGACAGCAGCUGUACCAGUAUUACAGAUCUGUACAAUACUACUGAAGAGCAGGACUCCGGUGAUGGACAGAGGCAGAAGAGCCGUGACAGGAUCGAGAAGGAAAGGGAGGAUAGCUGGAAGAAGCGCUGCAUGGACCUGGUUGAAUUCAUUAUAGUAUGCGAAGAUUCUGAACCUUUCAGAGAGCCUGUAGACCUGGAGCAGUACCCCGAUUAUCAUGAUGUGGUAAAGACCCCUAUGGAUGUUGGGACCAUAAAGGAAAAACUGUCAGCUGGGAAUUACAGCAGUCCAUUGGAGUUUUGUAAAGACAUCAGAUUGGUCUUCUCAAAUGCCAAGUCAUAUACACCCAACAAACGCUCUAGGAUCUACAGUAUGGUUUUAAGGCUUUCUGCCCUUGUGGAAGAGAAGGUGAAAGUUAUUUUGUCGGAAUAUAAAAUUUCCAAAAAGUCUAAAGACAGGCCUGAAGAAUCAGGCAGCACGAAGAGAGCUGGAGCUAAGGAAGAGCGAUAUAACAGAAAUUCACUUAGUGAUGACUACCACAACAAUUGUAGACAAGGAAGAACAUCUCCGAGCCAGCGAAUAAACGGUUCUCUGCGAGAAACAUCUUCAUCGCGACCUACCUCAAGUGGAAUACCUACUGUUCCCACCCAAACCAGCAUAGGCAGUUCCUCUAUUAGACGCACGUGUGGACAAUCGCCUGACAGUGCCCUGGCACCCUCUGCCAAAUCUCAUACACUCACUAGAGGGAGACACAAUGUGGCAAGCUGCUCUUCAUCUUCAGAGAGCGACACAGACUCCUCUUCAUCCUCUUCUACCUCUGCUUCGGCACAUUCCUCCCAUAAAUCAUCUUCUAGCUCUGACGAAUCUCAGGGCAAUAACCAAAGGAGAACUACAUCUGUCAAAAGGAAAAUUCCAAGUUAUUCUGACGAAUCUGACUCUACAUCUGAAGGAAAACAUCAUAAGGGAAUGAGGAAGAAAACUCUCCGCAAGUGCGCUGCCAUGGCAGCCAGUAAGAUAAAGUGUAUGACCGAUGUAGAAGACAGUGCCUCCACCUCGGAUAGCGAGUGUAGCGCAAGCAAAAACAGCAGAACACUGCCACCCAGGACUGCGGCUGCAAGAGCCAAGAAGCUGCUCUUAGAUGACAGCGAGGGAGAGACUGCUUUAAGAAGUGAGAGCGAUCAAGAGCAUGAAACAAGAAGGACUUCCAAAACCGCACCAAGGACUUGUUCAAAAGCCUCCCGAGUUCCGCAUAAGGUAAAGACCGACUCCAGCAUCUACAGCUCAGAUAGUGUAAAAUCCCCAUCUCCAAAACGUUCUGCACGUGAUGAAUUUAACAGGGAAGGCCGCCAUAUCAAUGGUGGCAACCAAAGCAAAAAUGAGAGCUUGGACUCUCCAUGCCCUCGUUUGGCCACCAAUUCUCGUAGGUGCAUUGUGGAAUCUGACUCAGACUCGAUGUCUCCAGAAAGUGAUGUAACAGUAUUAAAUAAAGCCCAGAACCCUCUCAGCCAUAGGCAGGCACAGGAAUGUAGGGUAGUCCUGACCAAUGUUUGUCUACCUGGAGCUAAUGCAUACUUGCCUUGUCUGGACAGACCAUCGCCCCGGACUGCAUAUCAGUCAACAAGCUCGGACACUGAUUCUGAUUCAGCGCUUGAAACUUUGGUCAGGAAACGGCGAAAGAGGGUCGUGUCCUCCAUAGCAUCUCCACCUGCUAGGAAAACCAAAGUGUUAAGUGACUGCGAGGGCACGUCCAAUUCAGGAACUGACAAUAACUGCGGGUUCUCCAGUUCUAGAGAGAGCUCAUCGUCCAAAAAGAACAACGGAGCCCUAUUCUCCGAUUCAGAAUCCUCUCUCUCGGAUAACACAAGCGAUGACCAAAUCGGAAUGAACAAGAGGAAUCCUUCAGUAAGACCGAGAACAACUGAUCAAAAGAGAAAGCGGGCAAAUAGCAGCUGCGACGAUGACGACUGGGAGGAUCUGGACGCUGCAAGCCGCAAAAAGUUAACCCGCCGCACUAAGAUCCGUACACGGAACCAGGGCAAAAGGACCGUGCGAUACGACGAUACCGAGAAUGCAGCUCAGAGCGACGAAAACUUGAAUGGCAGCCGGGGUAAAACUACCUCUGUGAGGGGGCUGAGCCCGAGAGAAAGGGCCAGGCAGUUCUUGCGAUAACCAACGAAGUGGAAAAUGUACUGACUUUUCUUAAAAUUCAGGGAAUAUACUUCUAUUUUUCUACAGAGAGAAAUUUAUGAAUGUGACUACAAGCUGUACAUGUUUGACUUGCACUUAUCAUAUUAAAACAUUAUCAGCACAGAUGCCAACAUGUGCCUCGAGACUGGGCAGGGGACAUCUGAGCGCGUUGACUAAUUGGUAUUUUCGGAGGUUUUAGAACCCACAAACUUUAGUUUCUUGCAGUGAGAGUCUGUUACUUAGACCCUCGUUUUAUUGCUAGACUUUAUCAGCCAUCAAACACUUAAUUUGCACAGUUUAAGUUUACAAAUGUUUUUUAGGGCUUUUGUUUUGUAUUUUUUUGUGUAUU